AUGUCUGCUAUCAGACAUCGACCUCUGGCAACACAGAACGAGAGUGAUGAUAACUUUUCGGACGAUGAAAGCACCCCACUGACACAGGACAUUUAUGGCGGCAGCCAACGCACCGUACAGGAAACCAAAGGAUGGGACGUCUUCCGGGAUCCUCCGAUCAAGGAGGACACCGGCUCGAUGGCCGACCAGGCCUGCCUGGAGCUGACGAUCAAAAUCCUGAAAAUCUUCGCGUACCUGUUGACGUUCGUCAUCGUGCUGGCGGGAGGGGUGAUCGCGAAAGGCUGUGUCCUAUUUAUGUCCUCGCAGUUGCGACGUAAUCGUAAGAUAACCUACUGCAACCGGGACCUAGCCCGGGACAAACAGUUCGUGGUAACGCUGCCCGAGGAGGAACGGAUAGCGUGGAUGUGGGCGCUGAUGAUCGCUUUUGCCGUGCCGGAGAUCGGUGCCUUCAUCCGAUCGACCAGGAUCUGUUUCUUCAAAUCGAUGAAGAUGCCCCAGAAGUCGCACUUUUUGCUGGUGUUUCUGAUGGAAUCGUUCCACACGGUUGGGCUGGUGUUGCUGUUUUUCGUCGUCUUGCCGGAAGUCGACUCGGUGAAAGGGGCCAUGCUGACCAACUGCCUUUGCGUGAUACCCGGAAUGCUCGGUUUGUUUUCGCGGACCAACAAGGAAGGAAAGCGUGCCGUGAAAACUAUCGUGGAUUUAGCAGCGAUUGCGGCGCAGAUUACCGGCUUUGUGGUUUGGCCGUUGCUGGAAAACAGGGCAGUACUGUGGCUGAUACCGAUCACCGCUUUGCUAACGUCUUGUGGGUGGUGGGAAAACUACGUAUCAGCGCAAAGCCCGUUUGGCUUUAUCCGAUCGAUGGGUCGUGUUAAGGAAGAUCUGAAGCAAACGCGCUACUUCACGUACAUGUUCCUGUCGCUGUGGAAAAUUAUUUUGUUCUUCUGUUUCGUUUUGGUUGUUCUUUUCAUACGAGGGGACGAAGUGGCCAACUUGUUCUCUUUGUUCGGAAUAGGUUUUGGUCCUCAUAAAAUCGUGGUUGAAGAGGUUACUGUUGCGUUCAGUCAAGCUCUUCCGGAUCUUCUAGAAGCAUCUCAAGUAGGCGAUACCGUUGACAUUGAUGCGUCCUAUAAUACGGUCACUUAUGUACUGAUCAUUCAAAUUCUUGGUGCCUACUUCUGCUACGUUUUCGGCAAGUUUGCCUGUAAGAUCUUGAUUCAAGGUUUCAGUUAUGCUUUCCCGGUGAAUCUAACCAUUCCUGUGGCCAUCUCUCUAUUGAUUGCUGCCUGUGGCAUACGUAAUGAUGAUCCGUGCUUUUUCCAUGGCUCGAUUCCGGAUUACUUAUUCUUUGAAAGUCCUCCGGUGUUUCGGUUGAGCGAUUUUGCCAACCGUCAAAUGGCUUGGGCCUGGCUUUUGUGGCUCCUGUCACAAACGUGGAUAACGCUUCACAUAUGGACACCAAAAUGUGAACGUCUGGCCAACACGGAGAAAUUGUUCGUUACACCGAUGUACAAUGCUCUGUUGAUCGAUCAAUCGAUGGCCAUGAACAGACGGCGGGAUGAUCAGGCCGACGUCAAAACGGAGGACCUGGCGGAGAUCGAAAAGGAAAAAGGUGAUGAAUACUAUGAGACGAUUUCGGUUCACACAGAUGGUUCGGCUCUGCCUAGGCCCAGCGUAAAAUCUUCUGAUCACAUCACCCGGAUCUACGCUUGUGCCACCCUAUGGCACGAGACGAAAGAAGAGAUGAUGGUGUUCCUGAAGUCUAUCAUGCGGAUGGAUGAAGAUCAGUGCGCCAGACGGGUUGCCCAAAAGUACCUGCGCAUCGUCGAUCCGGAUUAUUACGAGUUUGAAACACACAUCUUCUUCGAUGACGCCUUUGAAAUUUCCGAUCACAGCGACGAUGAUAUUCAGUGUAAUCGUUUCGUGAAAAUUCUUGUUGAUACCAUCGAUGAAGCUGCUUCCGAGGUUCAUCAAACCAACAUACGACUGCGACCGCCGAAAAAGUAUCCUACCCCCUACGGAGGUCGACUGGUUUGGACCUUACCGGGUAAGACUAAAUUGAUUGCUCAUCUAAAGGAUAAGGAUCGCAUCCGACAUCGUAAGCGCUGGUCACAGGUUAUGUACAUGUACUAUCUUCUCGGACAUCGACUAAUGGAACUACCAAUAUCCGUCGAUCGUAAGGAUGUUAUGGCUGAGAAUACGUAUCUGCUUACUCUGGACGGAGAUAUUGAUUUCAAUCCUAGUGCCGUAACACUGCUGGUGGAUCUGAUGAAGAAAAACAAGAAUCUGGGAGCAGCCUGUGGUCGUAUUCAUCCAGUAGGUUCAGGACCGAUGGUAUGGUAUCAAAAGUUCGAGUACGCCAUCGGUCAUUGGCUGCAGAAAGCAACGGAGCAUAUGAUCGGUUGUGUACUUUGUAGCCCGGGAUGUUUCUCACUCUUCAGAGGCAAAGGUCUCAUGGACGACAACGUGAUGCGUAAAUAUACGACCCGAUCGGAUGAAGCACGCCACUACGUACAGUACGAUCAGGGAGAGGAUCGAUGGUUGUGUACACUGCUGCUGCAGCGAGGCUACCGUGUCGAGUAUUCAGCUGCCUCCGAUGCCUACACUCACUGUCCGGAAGGUUUCAACGAAUUCUACAACCAACGUCGUCGCUGGGUACCGUCCACAAUCGCAAAUAUUAUGGACCUCCUGAUGGACUAUAAACGUACGAUCAAAAUCAACGACAAUAUUUCGCUGCUGUACAUUUUCUACCAAAUGAUGUUGAUGGGUGGUACCAUUCUUGGUCCCGGUACGAUCUUUCUUAUGUUGGUGGGAGCUUUCGUGGCUGCGUUCAAAAUUGACAACUGGACCUCGUUCUACUACAACAUUAUACCCAUCCUGCUGUUCAUGUUGGUUUGCUUCACGUGUAAAUCGAACAUACAAUUACUUCUGGCACAAAUAUUAUCAACAAUGUACGCACUGAUCAUGAUGGCCGUCAUCGUCGGUACAGCCUUACAGUUGGGCGAGGACGGCAUCGGAAGUCCAUCGGCAAUUUUCUUGAUAGCAAUGACAGGGUCAUUCUUUAUAGCAGCAUGUCUUCAUCCGCAGGAGUUCUGGUGUAUCGCAUCCGGAUUGAUCUACCUUCUUUCGAUUCCAUCCAUGUACUUGUUGUUGAUUUUGUACUCCAUCAUUAAUUUGAAUGUCGUUUCCUGGGGUACUCGAGAAGUAGUGGCGAAAAAGACCAAAAAGGAAAUGGAACAAGAGAAAAAAGAAGCCGAAGAGGCUUCCAAACGAGCCAAGCAAAAAUCGCUUCUCGGUUUCCUACAGGGUGGAGCAGAUUCUAACUCCGACGAAGAGGGUUCUAUCGAACUCUCCAUUGCGGGACUGUUCCGAUGUCUGCUUUGCACUCACGGAAAAACCACUGAUGAAAAAGCCCAACUGAUUCACAUUGCUGACGCACUGGAUUCAAUCACAAAAAAGAUCGACGUUCUAGAAAAGCACGUCGAUCCACAUGCUCAUCACACACGAAAGCGCACUGCCUCAGCUGGAUCGAAGGACCACCACUUGGGAUCAGUGGCGGAAGAUACCGAGGACGAGGAUGAAUCCGAUUCGGAAACCUCCACGCUGCAGAGAAACGAACGAGACUUCCUAACGAACCCGUACUGGAUCGAGGAUCCGGAUCUGAAGAAAGGCGAAGUUGAUUUUAUCUCCAGCACCGAGAUCCAGUUUUGGAAGGAUCUAAUCGAUCAGUAUCUGUACCCGAUCGAUCAAAACAAGGAAGAACAGGCACGUAUAGCACACGAUCUGAAAGAGCUCCGUGAUUCAUCCGUUUUCGGAUUUAUCAUGAUCAAUGCUCUGUUCGUUUUGAUCGUAUUUUUGCUUCAGUUGAACAAGGAUAACAUCCACGUCAAAUGGCCGCUGGGUGUCAAAACCAAUAUAACCUAUGACGAAGCUACUCAAGAGGUACACAUCUCGAAAGAAUAUCUACAACUGGAACCGAUCGGGUUGGUGUUCGUGUUCUUUUUCGCUUUGAUCCUGGUAAUUCAGUUCACCGCCAUGUUGUUCCAUCGUUUUGGAACCCUGUCGCACAUUCUGGCCUCAACCGAACUGAAUUGGGGCUGCAAUAAGAAGCCGGAGGAGCUUUCGCAAGAUGCUCUUAUAGAUAAGCACGCGGUGGAGAUUGUGAAGAAUCUUCAAAGGCUCCAAGGUAUAGACGGGGACUACGAUAACGACUCCGGUAGUGGACCGGAUAGGAUAGCUAGAAGACGCACGAUUCAGAAUCUGGAAAAAGCACGACAACCGCGACGGCAAAUCGGGACGCUCGAUGUAGCGUUCAAGAAACGUUUCCUCAAGCUGACCGCCGACGAAAAUAACACCGGCACUCCGAUCCUGACGCGUCGAAUGACGAUGCGUCGCGAAACGAUACGAGCCCUGGAGGUUCGCAAAAAUUCCGUGAUGGCUGAGAGGCGCAAAUCGCAAAUGCAAACUCUGGGAGCUAAUAACGAGUACGGAAUUAGCGGUGUUAACGUGACUAACAACAAUGCUCCAGCACGUCCGACACGAAUCUCCAAUGCUGGUGUGAGCGUGAAGGAUAUUUUCAACGUAAAUGGUGGUCCAGGAGGAGACAUCUACGGGGUUACGGGGCAGGUAAAUCAAGCCUACGAACCCGUUAUCGAGGAUGAUGACCGCAACUCGCUCAGAUUGCAACCCCGCAAUCAGGUCACGUGGAGCAACAACAACGGACGGCUGUGA
Sabethes cyaneus is the source of this 4728-nucleotide messenger RNA. RefSeq names its product chitin synthase chs-2 (gene kkv). Lineage: Eukaryota; Metazoa; Arthropoda; Insecta; Diptera; Culicidae. Bases 1 to 4728 code for a protein of 1575 amino acids. The transcript has 10 exons. Gene Ontology annotation, molecular function: chitin synthase activity. The record is from RefSeq and is a predicted model, not a curated record. Gene Ontology annotation, cellular component: cell septum; cell periphery.